UACAAUCUUCCAGAAAAGUACCUUAGUGUAAACUACACAUACAAUUAGGAUAAUACAAGAAGUACACACAUUGGCCCCCAAAGAGAGGAACCUAGCAAAUUGGUGUAUGAAAUGAGAAUGGGCACAUUGUAACAAAUGUCAUGGAUACAUAUAGCACUGGAUGAGCACUGGAAGGGUGAGGCACAAGUGCACAACACAACCCAUGAUCUUCGCUACUUCGCUACGCGUCAAGCUCGUCGGAGCCACGCCGUUGCCGGCUCGCCUCUCGCCGCCGGCGCCGCCGGCGUCUGUCGUUCGCGCGUGCGCUUGCUUGCCCCGGCUUGGCAUUGGCGCGAGCGCGAUGUGGCGACGUGGCCGUGCCAUGAGGUGGCGGCGGCGGUGGAAGUACUCCCUCCCGGCGGCGUGCCUGGCGCUCGUGCUGCUCGCCGCCGCCGCCGCGCGCGGCGUGCCUAUCGGCGGCGGCGGCAUGGCGCACACCGGUGGAGGCCGCGUCGUCGUCGCCUCCUCCACCGCCGCCUUCGACGCCGCCGCCGCCGCCGCCUCCCGGUGCAAGAAGCAGAGGAGCAGUAGAGGCGGCGCCACCGGCCCCGCCGCCGCGGGCCGCGGGUGGUCGCCGCCCGCCGCCGCCGCCGCCGACGAGAGGGUCGUCCCCACCGGCUCCAACCCUCUUCACAACCGAUGAGCGCGCGGCGCGUGUACAGCCAAAUCAAAGCGAGCUCUCACGCCAUUGCCAUUGCCAGCCAUGGCGGCCAAGAAAGGAGAAGAACAUCAAAGACGACGACGACCAUUUCCUAAUCUCUAUCAAUCUCUUGCAUCACUGCUGCAUAUUAUAUUAGCAGUAAUUACUGACACUUCAUCAGUAGUAAGUAAUACCCGCAUUUCAAAAUAUAAGCAUUUCUCCGUGUUUUUUAAAAUAUUUCCGAACAUUUCUCCGCCUAUUCAUUUUGAAAAACACGCAUAAAUGCUUAUAUUUUAGAGCGGGGGAAGUACUAAUUAGCAGUAGCUGACACAUAGUAUGAUUAUCAGUAACAAUCCUCGGCUUUCUUCUCUUGUUUUGCUCACCAUGAAUGAUCAUCUGAAGCUACCACAAUGCUACUAUAUCAUAUAUAUAUGUAUAUAUUGCUGGUGAAAAAGAUUUCUGUUUUA
Messenger RNA from Oryza sativa Japonica Group (Japanese rice), 1146 nucleotides. Lineage: Eukaryota; Viridiplantae; Streptophyta; Magnoliopsida; Poales; Poaceae. The record is from RefSeq and is a predicted model, not a curated record.